Messenger RNA from Phasianus colchicus (ring-necked pheasant), 4684 nucleotides. Lineage: Eukaryota; Metazoa; Chordata; Aves; Galliformes; Phasianidae. The record is from RefSeq and is a predicted model, not a curated record.
AGCACUAGCCCAGGCUGCCCAGAGAGCUGUGGGUGCCCCAUCCCUGGACGUGUCCAAAGCCAGACUGGAUGGGGCUCAGAGCAGCCUGCUUCGCUAUGUGACAAACUUGCCCACAGCAGGGGUUGGAAUUGGAUGAUCUUCAAUUCCUUUUCAACCCAAGACAUUCUGUCAUUUUUCAGCAAUAAAAAAACCAAGAGAUUAAAUGAUGUUCUAAUUUACACAGUGUAAAAUGGGAGAAAGUCUACUGACUGGAGUAGAAUUAUGUUGGUUUUGCACCCCACUUUGAGCCAUAAGUAGCUCAAGAAGAUAGGAAUUCUCUACUGGAAAACACAUCUAUGGGCCUUUACAAUACAGAACUACUGUACUACAGUUUUACUGAGUUUUGUUCCACUGGCCUUUGUAAGGUCUCCAAUGGCUAUUUGCCUCUCAGAGCAUCUCACAUGGAAGGUACAGGAUCAGGAAUCCAAGCAGUGUGUUACUGGAUUAGAAUAUUUGUCAGGUAAGGAGCAACUUAGGUUCUUCCCUUCCCACAAAAGUAGACACACUCACUAAAACUGUCCCGCUUUAUUUUGGAUUUAUGGUUGAGUUAAAAGGCAGGGAGUUAUGUCAUGUAGAAACCUGCUCAGUUUAUCAGUCCUCCAGUAUUUUAUAGUGGAGUAUUAUAAAGGUAGGGAACUAAAACAUUACAGGCAGGGCUAAACUGACUUAGUAUGUGAGCAUGCUAUACAAAUAUACAUACAUUGAUUUGUGCGUGCCAUUUUCCUCUUUCUAUUGGACAUCUUGCUCUGUCACAAGCCCUAACCCAGUAAGAACUACUCUUCAAGAGCCAAAGCAACCUCCUCUAAGUGGAAACUACUGUACAAUAUAAAGUUCAUCUCCUUAUGAGAACACGCAAGGCUCAGAGUAGUCAUUCCCUGAAACCCUGAAACAGCCAUUCUUCUGGGCCUUGGUGGUUCAAAUCGGAUGCUCUCUCCGAGCUUUGAGAUCUCACUUGUCAACUCACAGGUUGAUUGCAUUAGAUGCAUCUCUUCAGUUCUUUUUUUCCAGAUACCAUUCUGAAAUAAUUGCAAACAGUUACUAAAAUCACGAACUGCAGCCAUACAAAAAAAAAAUUCCAGGAAACUCACAUCAUACAAGAGGAAACUGUUGCAACUGCACUUUUGAAGGGUCACAGAUAGAUGAAUGCGAGCUGCAGCUCAGGGCAGAACAAACUUUCCCUCUUACUCUGUAUCUACUCAGUCUGACAGAUGCUAUGGAUGGUAUCACAAACGUUGGGAGUUCUAAAAUAUACACACAGGCAUUUCACACUGAGUUAUAGCUAAGUAAAAUGAAAUAGUCAAAUGACUAAAAUGGACAGCUAAGGCAGAAAGCUGACAAAUAGCUUCUAACCAGGUCCAGAUGCUUUUUCUUUCUGCAUAAUUUGAAGUCUAACAUUUCCAGACACGACAUACAGUUCAGCUCUUUUCCCUCCAGCCUGAACUUGCAUGCUGGAACCACACAUUAUGCUAAUGAUCUCCAAGGACCUAGCACUGCUGUUGCUUAGGAACAAAAGUUUUACAGGCUACAGACAGAGAACUGAGCAGAGGCACUGUAGCCAGGGAAGUCCUUUUUCAACUCUUCUUCCCCUCAGUAAACUCAUAUACACAAUAGUUUCUUGAAGGCCUGCCAUUUUCCUUCAAGGAAGUCCAAUUAAAAAUUUACAGGCCUCUGAAAAGGAAAUUGUCCUGUGUUCCCCUGCUUUACCAACCGAAAGACAAAUUUAUUUCUCACAGAAGAGCAGACCAGAGGAAAACUGCACGGUAACAGACCAUGAAGGCUCAUCUCACAUUGCUGAAAGAAAGCAGCAGCUUGUGACAUCGGUACCACGGCUUUUAAGACUUCCUUUCUGCUAGCUGGUAAGAUCUUAAGCAGGGGGGCAGCAGAAUUGCUGAGAUGAGGCAGUACUUCUGUAUAUCCUUGGUGGGGUGGGUUUUGGUUUUAUAAGUGACCUUGCACAUGUUGAUAGCACAGAAACAAUCUAAAGAAGUAAGAAAAUUAAAGAAGGAAAAUGCUCAGUAUAUAUAUGUUCCUGUUAGGAUUUAGCUUCAAACAACCUGUUAGCAAGAGACUGCAUCUAAAAUAGUCAGGGAAUUAAUCUCUCUUCCACAAUAGGUUGUAUCCAACAACAAACAAAUGGUAACAGGAUUAUAAGCAGGGAAAUAAAAUGGUCCUCUAGUUGAAACUGGUUGGCUUCAUGCAAGAUCAUUUGCUGUAUGAAAGCUGUUUUAAAUUGGAAUGUGAAAUGGUUUCUUUUGAGCCAGAACAUGUUGCCUCACUGUCCUGAUCCCAGAGAGGCUCUGCUGGACUGGGCAGGCCUGCUGCUCUGCAACAUGCAAACUUCCAGGAGAGAGAGACAACAAACUCUUCCACAUGCAAGUUCAAGAUGGAAUUGAGAUGACUCUGUAUAGUUUUGUUUGCAGUGAAGUAGGAAGCAGCAACCCACAGUAGGAAAAGAACAGGGAGAAUCCCAGAGGAAAUCCUGAAGCACCCAAGACAGUGUGGGCAGAAAGCCCAUCUCUUCCUGCCAGCACUAUGCUGAGGAAGGAAAAAGAAAUGCUGAGCCUGCACCAGGGUCCAAAUCUGCAUUCUUCUAGCACUGGAUCUGCUUCCUAGGACAGGCCUAAACUGCAAUGGGUCAUGGCAGGGUCCUGUGCAAGUAAGGAGUAAUCUGCAAGCCUUCCUUGGCUCACAACCCUAGUCUUCAUGGUCUAGUCUUCAAUCAACUAGAAAUGCAGCAUCUUGUCCAAGGGCAAAGGCUUCCCAGCAGCUCAGAGGGUGAAGGGUUAAAGUCAAAUGCAAGUGAAGUUCCUGUUUGGCACCGUUGUUUCUUAGGCAGUGGGGUAUACACAUACCUCUUUCUCUACUACCACCAGAGAUGCACUGUGAGCUGGAGAUCAAAUGGGCAUAAUUAAUAUUUACAGCAAGGAGGGCUCCUGUGAUUCCUGAAUUUUUAAUAUCAGUGGCUACAGAACUGAAUCCCUCUUACACAAAGCUGAAGAAAAUGAGACACGGCUAAGUAAGCUCCAUUAUCUCCAGCUACAACCCUGCAAAACAUUGAUAAUUAGCAUACAGGCAUGCAGAGAUGAGAGCGCUAUUCAUGCUCUGCAAGCUGGCGUGCUGCAGUGGUGCUUCAGAACUCUAACGCUGAUCUUCGUCUCUGGGACUGAAUAUCACUUUUAAAAAAAGUUAUUUUAAAACCUGGAUCCCACUUUUAACCCAAAACAAACAGCCCCUCAAUAGUGUGAGCACACCUCCUGGAAACGUUUACCUGAGCACGACAGAGAGGUAGAAUCCAAGGUAAGAUUUUAAAAAAUCCAACUAAAGUGAACUGUCCAGGGUGGUUUGAAAUCCAUGAAAGCCAUUAUCCAGUGCCUCAUAUUAAGUGGUCUGUCUUCAGGAAAAUUGCUAACCUGUUUGGACUUGUACAACUCUGAAAGACCUAGGUUUAAUAUAUAUAUUUUUUUAACAAGUCAGUAAGGGUCAUUGGUGGAGAAGUACCUCAAAGAUUAAACUAAGCUCUUAUUCCUGACCAGCCUUCCUCCAGCACUCAGAUGUCCACACCAGGCUCCCUCUAGUGUUCCCAGGUGUACACAGCACAGAGUAACAGCAGCUCUGGGAACCAGCACUAACAGAAUAAAAGUUUCCAGUCUAUACUAUGAAAGAAAUAGCACUGAUACUGCUCCUGGAGAAGUAAUUUAAAUAUAGAAAAGGGAAUUAACAGUCACUGCUUUCAAAGGCUGGGGCUCCCCACUUCUUCCAGAGUUUGGUGUGUUUGUCUGUCUCUGAGGAAAGAUGGCCAAAGGAAAAGGUCCUAAAGGAAAAAAAAUUACGUUGAAAACUGCAAAAAAUUCCAUCAGAAUCUCUUUUGAUGGAGGUCGCCGUCUUGACUUAAGUAAGAUGGGUAUCACUACCUUUCCCAAAUGCAUUCUAAAAUUGGCUGACGUGGAUGAGCUUGAUUUGAGCAGAAACAUGCUAAAAAAGAUCCCAAACAGCAUUGAGAAGUUCCAGAAACUGCGCUGGCUGGACCUGCAUAGCAAUCAGCUUGAAGAGUUGCCUAAGACAGUAGGUACACUUCAGAAUCUUUUCUACCUGAAUAUAUGUAACAACAAGCUGACCAGCAAAAACCUGCCAGAGGAGUUGAACCUUCUAAAGAACCUGCGCAUUCUCAAUCUUGGCUUGAAUUGCCUUGACAGCAUCCCCCCCACACUUGGGGCCCUGAAGGAACUUAAGGAGUUAGGUCUCUUUGACAACUUAUUGACCACUAUCCCAAACAGUGUGAAAACGCUUCCCAAGCUCCAGAAACUGAAUGCAGAAAGAAACCCUUUCCCUGAGUCAAAAAAAGAAGAGUAUGUCGACCCCAUCAAGCGUGUAGAAUCGCUUUACUUAGUACAAGAGAAAGACCUAUGCUGUUCCUGCCUGAAGACCUGUCAGGAAGAAAGGGGCAAACUAAACAAAUUCAAGAAUACAAUGCCCUGCCCCUCCAAGAAACUCAGUUUCCCUUUACUCCUUACACCCAACUCCACUGCAAUGGAUAACCAAGAACAAUGGAGAUUAAAAGAUGAACAUCUCUGAAAUCUACAAGUGUGCUCCAUGGGCCAUGUCCUAUGAAAUCCAGCUCAAGCUAAUUAAAAAGCUAUCCACCUGC